Messenger RNA from Ectocarpus siliculosus, 1458 nucleotides. The record is from the annotation of a GenBank genome assembly. NCBI's taxonomy places the organism in Eukaryota, Phaeophyceae, Ectocarpales, Ectocarpaceae.
AUGGACGGACCCGCUACCGAUUUACCAUCCCUGACAAAGUGGCAGCCAGGCCCUUUGGUUGUAGUGUGGUUUGCUCUGCUGCUGCGAUGCAUGGUCUCGCUGUGGCCGUACUCUGGGCAAGGAGAGCGGCCCAUGUACGGUGACUACGAAGCACAGAGACACUGGAUGGAGAUCACCAACGCCCUGCCGCUUCAUCAAUGGUACAGAUUCGAUCUGGAGUAUUGGGGGCUGGACUAUCCUCCUCUGACAGCCUAUGUCUCGUGGGCCUGUGGUCAGCUGUCGAGGGUUGUGGAGCCCGCAUCUAUGGCCCUCGGUCUAUCUCGUGGCUACGAGACUCAGAGCCACAAGGCCUUCAUGCGGAUGACGGUCUUGUUGUUGGAUCUCGCCAUCUUCUUCCCCGCCGCAGCAGCACUCACGAGCAGGUUAGCUAUUGACAGGACGGUGCGGAGGGGAAGAGGGGUGCCCCUCCUAGAGCAUUGGGAUCAUCCUGCGGCGACGAGGGCUCUGUGCAUGGUGCUCCUUUCGCCGUCCCUGGUGCUCGUCGAUCACGGACACUUCCAGUACAACUGCGUGUGCCUCGGGCUGGCCGUGGCGGCCGCUGCUGCGGUGGCUAGCGGAAAACGUGGCGGAGAACUUGUCGGCAGCGCUCUCUUCUCCUUGUCUCUCAACUUCAAGCAGAUGGCUCUGUACUAUGCUCCAGCUUUCUUCUUCUACCUGCUGGCCUCUUGUGUGUGGAGUAACCCGGCGGGCACGAAGGCGAUUGGAAGCCAUGCGGAUGGCACAGCGACGUCGUUGAACCGUUUGUCGGGGGUGUUGCGGCGGGUGCUCGGCCUCGGGUCUGUGGUGAUUAUCACUUUCAUGGUCUUGUGGGCACCGUUCUGCCUUUUGCGGGACGAUGAUUCUGAGGAUGGUUCCGACGCGCAAAGCGGAUGCCUGUCUGCGAUGGGCCAGGUGUCAGUGAGGUUGUUCCCCUUCUCUCGGGGACUGUUCGAGGACAAGGUCGCCAACCUCUGGUUCUGCCUCGACGUCGUAUUCAAGCUGAGGAGGAGGCUGCCGGUGCCGCAACUCGCGAAGCUGGCUCUCGCGUCGACGCUGAGCCUCUUGGUGCCGGUGGGAGCGGAGCUGUUGAGGCCGGGCCGAUCGCCGACGGCAAGGAGGCUGGUGCUGGCCCUCUUCAACAGCUCCAUGGCCUUCUUCUUGUGUUCUUUUCAGGUGCACGAAAAAAGCCUGCUGCUGCCACUCUGCCCACUGGCGUUUCUCUGGAGAGACGCGCCCCUGUUCACGACGUGGCUACAGGUUAUCGGCGUUUUCAGCAUGAAGCCGUUGCUCGCUCGGGAAGGGCUGCUCGUGCCUUGUGUGGUGUGCACCUUGCUCUACGUCGCCGCCUCGGUGGUAAGUCACACCCAUCGCCCAUCACCCAUCACCCAUCACCCAUCACUCACCACUCAUCCACUUUAG